UAUGGCAGCUAGCUUGCUUAGCUUUUGUCAGAGCUUUGAUUGAAAAUUUUUGUAAUAAAUACGUUAUAAAUACUGCAUUUUAUAUUAAAACUAUUUGACGAAAUGGAUAUUUUAAGAGACGAAGGAGUGCAUGAGUUGAAAUACAAACCCGGUGGGCGUUUGGACAUGAACCACGGCUUCCUUCACCAUAUCCGCAGGAACCAAAUUGCUAGAGAUGACUAUGAUAAAGAAGUAAAGCAAGCUAAAGAGCUUCAGCGGCGGAGGCACACAACAACCCCUCGAAGGCCUCGUCGACCCGACAUCCAGGUGUACCAUCCGAAACAAAGGCGUGGCUCAGAACCAGAAACUGGUGCUGAUCCCGAAGAGUGGAACGAGAGUGGGUCGAGCACAGAGACUGAAAUCCACAGGACAGAACUCUUCUGGCUCGACUAUCAGGAGGACUCUGGAGUCAUCACUUCUUUCUUGGUGCACAAGGAGGAUAAGCCUGAGAAGGUGGUGGACCGUGUUUCAGAGAAGAACGUAUUGGAUGCUGCAAUGAGGGCAGCUUUGGAGGUUCGAAUUCGAAAGGAAAUUGAUAAAAGACGAGACAACCGGUGAUGGGGACAAAGCUGUAACAGUCACGGUUAUGUGCUCCUGCUUUUUUGUGGUUUGAGCGCAGGGAGGAUCCUGCUGUCAUUCACAGUGACACUCGGCAGAGGUGACCUGAAGACAAGCCAUGUGUUGGUGAAGGAGGAGAAAGAAAAGCACCUAUCAGGUUCACAUGAAGAUCAAAUGAACAUGUUCUUGGUUUUAUUUGUUUACAAAAAGAAAAAAGAAAGAAAAGAUUGUUGUCAUGGAAUAUUAGUGUAUAACCAAUGACUUGGUUCUGAAAAUGAGAAGUUUGUCUUGUUUUGUAGCGGCCACAAUGUGGUUUAGGUGGUAACUGUUUUGUAGUUUCCAGUUGUGUUAUUUAUUCUGAGUUGUGAAAAUACCAAUAUUUUUGAUACUAUGACACAUUUUGACAGCUGAAUUUUUUAAAUAAAAGAUUACAUUAGCUUCAAAGCCAUUUCUAGUUUUCCAAUAGUCAUGAUAAUGUCCCCUGUUAUUAACUCACCCACCUUUUGCUGUGACUGCAUUCAUUUUGUCGAGGUGACAUUUUUCCAGGUUUCCUUCUGAGAAACAAAAGCUCUGACUAAAGAAAUGUUCUUAAAUGAUUUACAUAAAAUCCUCAGCAGAUGGCAGCAACUGUCAGUUUUACAACUACCCUGCUUCUUGUUUACUGUCGCAAACUAUUUCUAUAAUUGCUUGUCAAUUUUUGAUCUCUAGGUCUUGGUUAAGACCUAGAGAUACAUUUCCUUUUACUAGAACUUGUAUGUAAAAUGUAGAGUGAAGGUGAUGGCUUUUAGAUUGUUUCGAUUAAAAAAAAAUCCACCUUUUCUCUGACACUCCUGAAUAAAUCUUUUAACACAU
Molecule: messenger RNA, 1449 nt
Organism: Poeciliopsis prolifica (blackstripe livebearer)
Lineage: Eukaryota; Metazoa; Chordata; Actinopteri; Cyprinodontiformes; Poeciliidae
Gene: cunh2orf68
Product: chromosome unknown C2orf68 homolog
Exons: 4
Coding region: 103-597 (164 amino acids)
Source: RefSeq, a predicted model, not a curated record